AUGUCGAUGAGUGGGGAUUUCGACGAGAGCGAGGACGGGAGUGAGGUGAAGAGAGUGUUGUGGGUAAGAAUGGCAAUUUGUCAAUGUGUGAACGAUCUGGUGACCCGACAGGCGGAAGAAGUUCUCUUCACCACCUACUCUCUCGGGUUCGUUGUCUCAUUCGACCGAAGGGUUUCCUCAGACGACGGGAAAGACUCUCUACACCUCAGAGUCUCGCCCAUGGUCGGCCACCAAGGCCGAGUCAUCUCUUUCGACGCUGACGGGCGAUACUUCCACCCCCGCUACGACGCUCCCUCCAGACUGACUGAAAAACUGCUGGGACUCCUAUGCGGCUUCAGCCUACCUUCUCUUCUCAAGAAGAAGAUGACGGGAAGUAGGUCAAGUGUGACCGAGGAGAAGGUCAUUGGGUGCAGGGUAUGAGGAAGAAGACGACGGCGAAGCCAAAGAGAGCGAACAUGGGUGAAAUAGUAGCGGAAGGGGGG
Molecule: messenger RNA, 482 nt
Organism: Cryptococcus amylolentus CBS 6039
Lineage: Eukaryota; Fungi; Basidiomycota; Tremellomycetes; Tremellales; Cryptococcaceae
Exons: 2
Coding region: 1-420 (139 amino acids)
Source: RefSeq, a predicted model, not a curated record